UAUUGUGAAAGGCUGAAGCGGAAGUCAGUUGGUUGUGGACGCAGCAGCUAGCUAGUUCUGCGAGGUUCGGUUUAGUGCGGUCAGAACCAGAGAACCAUGGCUUACCAGUUGUACCGGAACACCACGCUGGGAAACAGCCUCCAGGAAAGUCUGGACGAGCUCAUUCAGACCCAGCAGAUCACCCCCCAGCUGGCCCUGCAGGUUCUGCUCCAGUUCGACAAAGCCAUCAACGCGGCGCUGGCCAGCCGGGUCCGGAACCGAGUCAACUUCAGGGGCUCGCUGAACACCUACCGGUUCUGUGACAACGUUUGGACCUUUGUUCUGAACGACGUGGAGUUCCGCGAGGUGACGGAGCUGGUGAAGGUGGACAAGGUGAAGAUCGUCGCCUGUGAUGGAAAGAACUCGGGGUCCAACGCCGCAGAGUGACGUUCUCCAGCAGCUGCACUGUACAUAUAACUUAUCCUCUGGCGCUGACUCAGCGUGUGUCUGUGUGUGUUUUCUACUCAGCAGGUGUGUUCAGGUGUGUUCAGGUUGUUCUGUCGUCUUUAUUAAUAAAAGCUGACGCCGAGCUGCA
Molecule: messenger RNA, 574 nt
Organism: Fundulus heteroclitus (mummichog)
Lineage: Eukaryota; Metazoa; Chordata; Actinopteri; Cyprinodontiformes; Fundulidae
Gene: gtf2a2
Product: general transcription factor IIA, 2
Exons: 4
Coding region: 97-426 (109 amino acids)
Biological process (GO): transcription initiation at RNA polymerase II promoter; RNA polymerase II preinitiation complex assembly
Cellular component (GO): transcription factor TFIIA complex
Molecular function (GO): TBP-class protein binding; RNA polymerase II general transcription initiation factor activity
Source: RefSeq, a predicted model, not a curated record